Molecule: messenger RNA, 528 nt
Organism: Neolamprologus brichardi
Lineage: Eukaryota; Metazoa; Chordata; Actinopteri; Cichliformes; Cichlidae
Source: RefSeq, a predicted model, not a curated record
AUGCGGGGGCUAGUGGAUAGCAGCUGGAUGAGGUUUGGACCAGCAGGCAGAGAGUCGUAUGACUGGGUGACAGGAUCUCCUUCAACAUCAGAGCAGCAGGUGUGUAGAGUUCAGCUGUGUAAAUCUGACAAAUGUAAUCCUUUAUAUUAAAAAAGUUUGGAGCUGGUGGUUUACAUUAUCCUUCCAAUUGUCUCCGUCCUCCUGCUGGCUGUCCUGGUUGGGCUGAUAUACCGCUGCUAUUCACACAGUAAACUAAGCUUGGCUAACAUCAUCACUCUUGACCUUGAGGAUGCAGAGAGCAGCGUUGAGUUUCUGUCCUCUCUGACCAAGAACGCCGAGCGCCACGCCAGCACCAGCUCCGAUGGAUCCGAUGGAGUCUUUGUUAUGGUCUACCUGCCUCCACCGUACGAGGAAACGCUCACCAAGAUCAGCAGAGCUGCCAGCCUAUCCAGUUCCAAAGAUGUAGAGUCCAUAAAAAUAGAAAAUAUAGAAGCAAAAAUGUGUCCAGAGCUCAAAUCCACUGGGUGA